GGGAUCACUGACAGGUCACCAGUCCACAACAAAGCUGUCGGCGUUUUUGAUUAGAUGACACCGUCUCAGUUUGAUGCAAUAUACUCUUAACUACUAUUUAAUAUGAACUCAUAUCAUCAAGGGUGCUCUGGACCGUGAAUUCUUUCAGAAUUCUGACGAUGGACGUUGUAAUCGAACUUGCGAGCUACCCAUGAUUCAUUGCGGCACCAGCCGUCUUAUGGUGUCAUUUUUGCCUCGCGAUUACCUCACAGGAGAGCGCACCUAGAAACUGUGUGGGCUUAAAAAAAACACCAACACACCGGAAGAGGUGGCCGCUUCUCGCUUUGUUGACGCAGGAUGAGCGGCGACGAGGCCAACCCGGCCGCGGAGGCCCUGCCGGUGGAGGACGUGCACGGGGACGGACGCUGGCUGUCACAGCAUGCGAGAUUUGUACUGGAGUGCAAAGACGGGGAACCAGAUGUGCUUUUCGUGGGAGAUUCAAUGGUGCAGCUAAUGCAGCAGCAGGAGGUAUGGAGGGAAUUGUUUUCUCCACUACACGCGUUUAAUUUCGGUAUCGGCGGAGACACCACCUGUAACGUGCUGUGGAGGCUCCAAAACGGAGAGCUGGAGAACAUCCGGCCCAAGGUGGUGGUGCUGUGGGUGGGGACCAACAACCACGAGCACACGGCCGAGCAGGUCGCCGGAGGAAUUCUCGCCAUUGCGCAACUGCUCACCAACCGCCUCCCCAAAGCGAAGAUUGUUGUUCUGGGUUUGUUACCCCGGGGCGAGCGGCCGAACCCCCUGAGGGAGAAGAACGCGGCCGUGAACGGGCUCCUGCGCGCCUGGCUGCCCCGGCUGGGCCAGGCCCAGCUGCUGGACGUGGGCGGGGACUUCGUGCACUCGGACGGAACCAUCAGCACCAUGGACAUGUUCGACUUCCUCCACCUGACGUCGGCGGGGUACCGCAGCAUCUCCAAACCGCUCAGCGACCUGCUGCUGCAGGUACUGGACGAGAUGCCCGAGGAGAGGCGGGCCUCGCUGGCCUGAAAUUCCCCCGCCAAGAAGCCCCUUCACCCCAGAGGCACGUCUCACCCGCUGGUGUAGGGAGACAGGUCUCUGGGACCCGGUGGAGUAGAAGUCGCUUAACUUUUGAGGCCCGUUUGGGAACAGUCAUGAGCAGAAGGUUAGGUAUGGAGGAUUGUAAAAAGGGGAGAGAGAGACCUCUACAGACAUAGACACUGUGAUUGCAGUAGCAAGCUAUCGUAAAAAAAAAAAAAAAAAGGUCAAACUACUCUUAAGUGACACAGAUAGGAAUGUAAUCUAUGGGAAUGCAGAGAUAUGUGCACACAGAUUAACCUAGAAAGGGAUAAAACUACUUUCUCUGUCACAGAAAAGC
Molecule: messenger RNA, 1375 nt
Organism: Menidia menidia (Atlantic silverside)
Lineage: Eukaryota; Metazoa; Chordata; Actinopteri; Atheriniformes; Atherinopsidae
Source: the annotation of a GenBank genome assembly